UAUCUGAUUAGCAUAAUGGCCGCCACAUCCAUGAGGACAUUGUGCCUAAUGUCCUGCAAAUUGUAUUCAGCGUAAUCUUUUGGGUAGAAUUUUUACCACGUAGCUUGCAUAUUUAAUCAUUGGAAUUUCCGAAUAAAAAGGGAAUUUUAAUGAGACGACCGAGGAGCAACGGAGAGUGUUGGCAGUGAGUUGGUCAACCAAAACGGAGUCUUCUGCCAGGACUUUCCACCAAAAACGGCAACUGACCAACGGACCAUCUCAUCAUUGUCAGCAUGGUCACGAACAUGUCGCAGCCGCAUUAUUGCGGCACGGGCAUCGAUGAUUUUCACACAAACUACAAAUACUUCCACGGCUACUUCUCGCUGAUUGUGUGUAUCCUGGGCACCAUAGCAAAUACCUUGAAUAUCAUUGUGCUAACGAGAAGAGAGAUGCGUUCCCCGACGAAUGCCAUAUUAACUGGGCUGGCGGUGGCCGAUUUGGCCGUGAUGCUGGAAUAUAUACCCUAUACGGUGCACGACUAUAUCCUGAGUGCCCGAUUGCCGCGGGAGGAGCAACUAAGCUACAGCUGGGCCUGCUUUAUCAAGUUCCAUUCGGUGUUUCCGCAAGUGCUGCACACCAUCUCCAUUUGGUUGACAGUUACGUUGGCUGUUUGGCGCUAUAUAGCAGUGAGUUAUCCGCAGAGGAAUAGGAUAUGGUGUGGAAUGCGUACCACCUUGAUUACGAUAGCGACAGCCUAUGUGGUUUGCGUUUUAGUAGUGUCGCCUUGGUUGUAUUUGGUCACAGCUAUUGCCAAAUUCCUGGAAACUUUGGAUGCCAAUGGCAAGACCAUCGGAUCGGUACCUUUAAGUCAGUACAUUUUGGAUUACAAUCGGGAAGAGGAUGUGACGAUGCAGGUUAUGUCCAGUACGACGCCAGAUAUUUCCUGGGCAAUACCAAGUGAAUACCAGGGGAAUGGCACUGCAGUUAGUUUGCUUGGCUUGACCACAGUGAUACCUCUUACGACGCUGAGCACGGGUAUAACCACUUCCACGUCGCUGGGUGAGCGGAAUGUGACUGUCUAUAAGCUAUAUCACAGUGCAUUGGCGCUGCACGAUCGCCAGUUCAGAAAUGCCACCUUCUUGAUCUACAGUGUACUGAUCAAGUUGAUACCCUGCUUUGCCUUGACCAUAUUAUCGGUGCGAUUGAUAGGCGCACUUUUGGAGGCCAAGAGAAGGCGGAAAAUCCUGGCCUGUCAUGCGGCCAACGAUAUGCAACCGAUUGUCAAUGGCAAAGUGGUCACACCAACGCAACCCAAGAGCUGCAAGUUGCUGGAGAAGGAAAAGCAAACGGACCGCACUACUCGAAUGCUUUUGGCUGUGCUGCUGCUCUUUCUGGUCACUGAAUUUCCGCAGGGCAUUAUGGGUCUCCUAAAUGUCCUGCUCGGCGAUGCCUUCUUCCUGCAGUGCUACCUUAAACUGAGUGACCUUAUGGACAUCCUGGCGCUUAUCAACUCGAGCAUUAACUUCAUUCUGUACUGCUCGAUGAGUCGCCAGUUCCGCAGCACAUUCGCGCUGCUCUUCCGACCGCGUUGGCUGGACAAAUGGUUGCCCCUUUCGCAGCACGAUGGCGAUGGGCGGCGCAUGGGCGGCAGCGGCGGCCUCGGCGGCUAUGGAAGGCAGCUGCUCCACACGGAUGCCGUCAGCAGAGGCCUCGGGCUGACGACCCAGGUGACAAAUGUGUAGCACGAGAGCAGCGGCCGGACUUUUGGAGGCGGUGGAGGAGCAGUAUCGAUGGCACUGCCAGCAACUGAAGUUGAUGGAUGUCCCAAUGAUGCAGAUGCAUAUGCAGAUGCAGAUGCAGCUUCUCCCAACAACAUCAGUCUGGUCGAGAAGCUGGGCCAAAAGGGCAGCACAAUGUCUAACCCAAAUAGAAGACGUCGCAGUGGCAGUGGCAGCAAGUGUAUAUGGCCCACCACGGAUUGGUUGAGAAAGUUGAGGAACCAAAAGUCUAGGCACUCUGAUAAGUCCCCCGAUCAGGAUAUAGAACUAAGCAAGACCCCCCUCAACAGACGCAGCAGUGUCCUUUUAAUGGUCCUUCUAAGCAGCUCCGAUGAGGUCAAGGCCAAGGCUGUUUUAGUCAGUGAACAGCCACCCAGUCCGGCGGAUGAGGAUGUCGAGGAUGCCAUCGAUGCCCUCUGGCUGUGAGAGCACAGCCACCGCUCCCCCCUUUUUAUAUACCCUGUAAAUUAACCCUAUUACCCCAACUAAUAUUUUACUACCUUGUACAGACCAAUUAAUACAAACAAAUUGUUCAUCGCUGUUUCCGCAAUACAUUUUCCCCGCCAGCGUUGCUUGAGUAAAUCGAGAGCCCCUUUUUUGCCCAGGUUUCGCUGCUGCUAGGUGAAAACCUGGAAGCAGCUUGGAACAUUUUGUGACCACAUUUCAUAAGUGAUAUACAUGACUAAGUUUCAACCACACAGGUAGUUGUGUAAGUGCUAAGCGCAUCUUCGGAUACCAAGUAAAACGAAUUAGCUAUAGUCUAACUAUUAUUUAAGAAAUUUAUUUAUAAAACAUUUAGGUUGGUAAGAGAUUCAAUUUCUUUUUCUAUUGAAAUAAAUGUUAG
Drosophila gunungcola (fruit fly) is the source of this 2601-nucleotide messenger RNA. RefSeq lists its product as uncharacterized. NCBI's taxonomy places the organism in Eukaryota, Metazoa, Arthropoda, Insecta, Diptera, Drosophilidae. Gene Ontology annotation, molecular function: G protein-coupled peptide receptor activity. The record is from RefSeq and is a predicted model, not a curated record. Gene Ontology annotation, biological process: G protein-coupled receptor signaling pathway. Gene Ontology annotation, cellular component: membrane.